Nasonia vitripennis (jewel wasp) is the source of this 2767-nucleotide messenger RNA. RefSeq lists its product as uncharacterized. Gene Ontology annotation, molecular function: DNA helicase activity. Gene Ontology annotation, biological process: telomere maintenance; DNA repair. Lineage: Eukaryota; Metazoa; Arthropoda; Insecta; Hymenoptera; Pteromalidae. The transcript has 3 exons. Bases 1685 to 2266 code for a protein of 193 amino acids. The record is from RefSeq and is a predicted model, not a curated record.
UAAAAGAUAAGUUUUUUGGAGAUGUAUAUAUUUAUGUGAUUGAAUUUCAAAAACGUGGUUUACCUCACUGCCAUAUAUUAAUAACUUUAUCUGAGCAAUGUAAACUUGAGAAUACACAAAAAAUUGAUAAGUUUAUAUCUGCUGAGAUACCUGAUCCUGAUUUCAAUCCUGAGUUACAUGAUAUUGUCAUGAAAAAUAUGAUACAUGGACCAUGCGGAGAUUGGUGUAUGGUUGAUAACAAAUGUUCGAAAAAAUUUCCAAAACAAUUUCGGAAUGAAACUCUUAUUGAUGCUAAUAGUUAUCCAAUGUACCGCCGACGAGAUACUGGAAGAACAUAUAAGUGCCCUAAUAAUUAUAAAGUUGAUAACCGUUACGUGGUACCAUAUUGUCCAGUAUUGUCUUUAAUGUUUAAUUGCCAUAUUAAUGUUGAAAUAUGUUCAAGUAUACAAUCUAUUAAAUAUUUGCAUAAAUAUAUAUAUACAAGGGACACGAUGCUGCUUCUGUAGUUAUUACAAAUAAUACCUCUGACAACGUACUUAUUCAACAUGAUGAAAUAAAACAAUUUGUGGACACUCGAUAUGUUGGUCCAGCUGAAGCAGUCUGGAGAAUUUUAUCCAUAUUAUUGCACGAUAAAAAUCAUGUUAUUGUACGAUUACCAGUACAUCUUCCAGAUUUCCACAAUUUUACAAUUCAUACUGGGCAUAACGAUCAUGAAAUACAAAAUGUCCUUGAACAAAUAACCAUGUUAAUGGAUUAGUUUGCCUUUAAUUUACGUGAUCCAGAAGCUCGGAAACAAUUAUAUGACAAUAUCCCUAUGUAUUACGUAUUUAAGACUGAAAAAAUAGACGGAAAGAAAGAAAGUAAAUGGCAAAAAAGAAAAAGGUUCACAAAUUGUAUUGGUCGUAUGUACACAGUGAGUCCAAUGCAAGUUGAGUUAUUUCACUUAAGAAUUUUAUUAAUGAGAGUCAAAGGAACAACAAGCUUUGAAGAUUUAAGAACAGUAAAUGGAAAAAUUAAAGAAACAUUUACAGCUGCUUGCUUGGCAUAUGUCUUUAUUGAAAACAACGAAGAAUGGACAAAUGCAAUGAGAGAAGUCACAGUUUUCAUGAUGCCAAAACAAUUACGAAGUUUAUUUGUAAGAAUUUUAAUGUAAUCCGUUAGAACCAAACCAACAAUGGGAAGAUUUUAAAGAUUGUAUGUCAGAAGAUUUUUCUCGCUGUCAUUCUAAAGAAGAUGCGUAUUUAAAAGCACUUAUUGAUAUUCAAUCUAUACUUCAAUGUGAAGGUAAAUCUUUAGCUGAUUUUCCGUAACUUUAAUAUUUGAUAGAAAAGAUUAGUGACACAGCGGAUGAAAAAAUUAAACGAGAAGCAAAAAAUAAUAGCUAACAAAGUUUUGAAUGCAGUAAUGAACGGAAACUGUGAUAAUUUAACAGAAAAUGAUACUUGCUUUUUUAUUGAUGGACCAGGAGGCUCAGGUAAAACGUUUGUAUAUGAAACCCUCUGGUAUAUUCUUAACGGUAAUAAUAAAAAUGUCUGUAUGAUGGCUUUUACGUGCAUUGCAGCUACGUUACUUCCCAAAGGUAAAACCGUGCACAAAAUAUUUCAAUUAUCUGUACCAUUACUUUCAGACUCAUCUUGGAAUAUUAAAUUAGAAUCGAAAGAAGCUGCUCAUUUAAAAUCUACAGAUGUUUUUAUUUGGGAUGAAGCACCUAUGGCUCCAAGGUGGCGACUUCAGACAGUUACUUCCUGUCAAAGUUCAUGGAACUCGUAGUGAAAUAAUUGAUUUAUCUAUCAACCGCAGUUUAAAUUGGAAUAAAUUUGUCAAAUUUUCUUUAACACAAAACAUGAAAGCCCUUCCUCAAGAAAUCCAAUUUGCAAAAUUUUUACUCGAUGUCGGAGAUGGAAAAUUAAAUGAUUCUGAUGAUGUAUUAAAUAUUGAUUAUUUUCCUUCUAAUUGUAUUAUUCCACCUGAAGUAGACAUAGUAGAUGAUAUUUAUGGCAAUAUUUUUGCAAAGAAGGAGUAUCGAAAAUCUAUUAAUUAUGCAAUUUUAUCUGCAAGAAAUGCUGAUGUCAAUGAAAUAAAUGAAAGAGUUGUGAAUUUGCUCGAUGAGACAACAGAAAAUGUUUAUACAAGUAUAGAUAGCACUGAAAAUUGUGAUAAUGCUGGAUUUGAUAAUGCAUUAUUAUCAAUUGUAACGAGGAACAACGUCCCUCGCCACGCCGGUAAUCGAGGAAGAAUAGAGUGUGACGAAAUAAGGCGGCAUUAGCUCGACGUACAGAGCGCGCGCCUAGAGAUCUCGGGAGCGCCGGAUCGAUUCUCAGUCCCGGCGUCUCCUUUUGUGAUUUUCUCCACUCACGUCAAAGUCUCACCCCGUUACAAUAAAUUCUAAGAUUUUGAUCGAUGCUUACAUUAAAACGAGCCCUGAAAAUAUCAAAAUAGGGAUUUUGAAUUCAUGAUUAGAUCUAUUACUGAUUGUUUCUACAAAUUAGAAAUUAAAUUUACUGCAGAUUUCGAAAUUCCAAGUUUAAAAAACGGAAAUGCUGUACGAGUUAUAGGUGUAAUGGAACAAUAUCCGCCAGGACCACCUGCAUUGAAAGUUGAAUCGAUAAUCCCAUUACCGAACAGAGGAAGAGUUGUUGAUAUACUUGGUGGAUUCCGCAACAGGGAAUGAUGAUUUAUUACUCUAUAACUAAUUUAUAUUCAUGACAAUAAUUAUAAAUUUGUACUUUUAUAAGAAAUGUAAUAAAGAUACAUAUUUUCAAUUAAA